Cherax quadricarinatus is the source of this 4576-nucleotide messenger RNA. Its product is annotated as carbohydrate sulfotransferase 10-like. Gene Ontology annotation, biological process: carbohydrate biosynthetic process. Lineage: Eukaryota; Metazoa; Arthropoda; Malacostraca; Decapoda; Parastacidae. Gene Ontology annotation, cellular component: membrane. Gene Ontology annotation, molecular function: sulfotransferase activity. The record is from RefSeq and is a predicted model, not a curated record.
CACGAGCCCCUCAGUGACUGCCUGGGCUCCUAGAAGAUCUUGUGAUGUGUCAGUUGCUAGUGCUGCAUAAAGAUGGACUCUGGUGCUCUCUAUGGUUCGUGGUGGCUUAUUAUAAACAACAUUAAAUGUGUCAUGUGAAAAGAUUUAAAGGCCAGGACGUGUAAAGUGAAUCUUAGAAAACAAACUGAAGAAAAAUAUGAAAUGAUAAAAUUACUGUUAUAGUACUUUAAAAUGUAAUAAGGUGCCAAUAUGAUGUUCAGACGAAGUCUGAAGGGCCUUGUCGGGGCCAGUGCCUUGUUUUUCCUGGUUUUUCACCUACUUAGUUUUUAUAUUUGGAAGGCGUGGGAGACAAAGACAGUAGACAAGAUAGAGAAUGCAGGAAUUCACAUCGAGCGACUUAAAUCAGUCGGUUGUAGUGAAUCAAAUAGCCUCGGUAACACUUGUCAGCAAGAAACCUCAUCAUCCCCUGAAAGGCUGAUCAGUCAAGAUGCUCCGUAUGAUCGUGACAGUGAGUGGACCAUGAAUCUGAUUCUCGACGAACUCGACGAAUGGUUAAAAAAUGCUCCAGCAGAUGAAUUUUCUAAAGGAAAGAGCAAAGGAUCUGUAGAUUUUCCGCAGGAGAGAUCUAAAUUACUGGAAGAAUUCAAAGAUAAGACUGGAAAUACAACUACAUCACAUUAUGAACUUCCAUUAGUUAAAUUACUCAAAUCUCCCCAAGAGUCGUCGACCAGUGACUUGAGUGGCAGUUCACUAACUGAAGAGCAGCCCAAUACAGUUGUUCCUCAUGAGGGCGUCUAUAUAGCUAACCAAGACGAGAAUCUCUCCAGCACCAUUACGGAGCUCAUGAAUCACGCCAACAAGACGAUCCUGGGGCAAGACCUCCCAGGCACAGCCUCGCGUGAAAACCUUUCCCAAGAUGACCCACUGCUGCCAGGCCCCACAAUCAACAAGAGUAUACAGAAGCAGAUGCUGAAGGACUCGCCCUUGGUGUCUCUGCGGCGGGACGUGUACUGGCCCAUUGUGUUGCCCCCCACACACGCCUCCAUCUUCACUUCCGUAAACUUCUCCAGAUACUCGCCGGAGGAUCGUCAGUACCUGGAAGGUCGUGUGAGCGUGUAUGAGGAGCGGGCUCGAAGGGUGGGCAAAGUGUGUGAAAAUAACCUUGCCCACGCCACGCCCACGCCUGUGAAAACUCUUGUGUGGGACCAGAAGCACCAGCCCAAUCUCGUCUGGUGUCAAAUGUCCAAGGUGGCGUCCACGACCUGGAUGGUAAACUUCCUUCGUCUGGCUCAUUACCGCGAGAACGACACCAGUCUCGCCCACCUCUCAGAGGAGGAGAGAGACAAAGCCAGGUUUGAGCAAUCACAGUUCGUGGACGUAAAUCUACAUUCCAUCGUCUACCGGUUCUUUCCGGCGCCCGACAGCACCAGAGAACGCAACCGGAUCUUCCGUGAGGCGCUCAGAGUCAUCAUCGUCAGGCAUCCUUUCGCCAGGCUGCUGUCGGCCUACCGGGACAAACUCUCGUCUCUUACUCCUCGGCCGAAGAUGUUCAACUUCAGGCAACUCCAGCUGGAUAUUAUCAUGAGGUACAGGUCGAAGACCUCCAACGAGACGUCAGUGUUCCCGACCUUCGAGGAGUUCACUCAGUUUGUCAUUGAUUCGACGGCCAACCUCAAAACUCUCAAAGAAUGGAAGAAGGUGGUGUGUUGGACGCCAUACUGGGCACAGUGUGGCGUCUGCGCUCACGACUUCCAGUUGAUCAUGAAGCUAGAGACGAUGGAGGAGGACGAAAGGUUCCUUAUUACUCUGGCAGAUCUUCAAGAGCUGAAAGAGGUCCACGAGAAGCGAAACGUGAGGUCGUCUCCGAGCACUAGCCACCACAAGUACUUCCAGCAGCUUAGCACCCACCAGAUGCUUCAGUUGCAUCAACGUUACCUCCUCGAUUUCCAGCUGUUUGGCUACUCUCUGGAGGAGUACCUGCCCUUAGCCAGGGACGCUCCCGUCCAACGUCCAGCUUCUUGACUCAUAUCAUUGAUUUGCAGAAAACAUCGUGCCUUAUUUAUUAUUUCCACAUCUCACUUUAUUAACGUCGUCUCAUUAAUGUCAUUCUAUUUCAUUAACGCCAUCUGACCUUAACGUUAUCAACUGUUUUUGUACCGUCAUCCCAUUUUGUUACUCAUUUUAUUUACGUCACCUUAUUUUCUUUACAUCAUCUCAUUUUGCUAAUGUCUCUAAACUCAAAUUUCCCUCAAGGGUGGUUCCAUGAUGCCCGUAACAGGCUCUUGAUCCAAGGAAUAGGAAUUGUUCACCUCUUCAUCUAAUCCGAUUGCCUUCCAUUUCCCAGAUCCUUCCCAUAAUAAUCAGAACUUAAAAAGUCUUGGAUUCAUUAGCUGCCUGACUGCGGUGGAGUGCGGUUGUGCACAGCACCCCUCUGCUGUUUUGUCAGGAGAGCUCUCAUAGCAACAAUAUGGCGCUGAGUAUCCGACGUAGGGUGAACACUGUCGGCGUGGAGCUGCUUCGUGGGGCGAUUUCCCCCUCUACGGCGCAGGUGUUACUUCCGGCAAUCAUCAGAGAAACGUACGGAGUGCAGGAUGAUGAGGUUUAUGGUGUAGCCCUGAAUGGGGCCUAUCGUCUAUUCGUCAAGUUAAAUUCGACGGCUGUGUACGAGUCGUUAGUGACGAAAUUUGAGCAUGUGAGUAUUGAUGUAACUCCAGCUGUCAAAGUGCGACUCAUAGACGUUUCUCGCCACUAUACGUGGGUGAAGUUGCGCAAUGUCCCCUUCGAGGCUGACGAGGAGGACUUACGGAAGGUGUUUGCAGCUUAUGGUACCGUGCAUCUGGCAACCCAAGGCAAGUGGGCGGCAGGUGCGUACGUGGGACGUCCGGAGGGUACAUUCUCCCUCAAAAUGACACUGAGGCACCCGAUCCCGUCAUACGUCGUGAUGCCGGAGUUUAGGACCCAAAUUCUAGUGGCGUAUGCUGGGCAGCGUCGGACAUGCAGGUUGUGUGGAGAGUAUGACCAUAUGGCGGCGGACGUGUGGGAGGCAGUGGAGGGCGCCGGCGCAAACAGGUGGUGCACCAGUUACAGGUGUGGUUGUCGUAGAGGAGAAUUCCAAAGGAAACCGAGGUGAUGGCCGUCUGUGGAGUGAAAUUGUAGAAGAGUCUCUUGUGGUGCAUGAGGGGCGGGGCACGAGUUGUGUGGAGCCGAUAAUGGCCACUUUGCCGGUGACGGGGGAGGAAGUGCUCAUUCAGCAGGAGGUGCAAGAGCUGGAGGAGGAGCUCGACGAGGUAUUGAAAACUUUACCUUCUUCGGGCGAGGAUAAUGGCUUGGUCCGUGAAAUGGUGCCUGAGUUGAAAGGAGAGUGUGGCGGGACAGGCACGGGAAGGAAGGAGGACAACUGCAGGCAGAGAGAGGAGUCACCGAGCUCUGUGCGACAGGUCACAGUAGAGGUUGAUGUUCACUGUGAGGAAUCUUCGGUAGACAGUAUGGCGGUAGAGAGUGUUACGAGGAAGAGGGCGGCUGCGUCAGACUCAGAUGAUGUCCUGACGCCCGCGCAGAGGUCUGGGAGGAAGGAUGUAUAUUCUCGUGACAGCCAGGAUAAGAGGCAUCGAAGAGGGGGGGGGGUGGAUGGUGACAAACCACAUGUUGACCCUGGGGCAAGAGGCCCUGGGAAGGGUGAGAGGAGAAAGGGUUGGAAGCUUUAGAAAGGCCUUAAGUGCAUGACUGUGAAUGUGAAUGGACUGUGUACUGGUGUGAAGAGGGAAUGCUUUCGUAUGCUCUUACGUCGAUACAGAGUGGACGUAGUCUUUCUACAGGAGCAUAAUUUCAGGGAGGGUAGAGUGCUCGAGGUGGACGGGUAUACGGUGUUGACUCUGCCAUCGGCACGUUUGAAAGGUGGUGUGGGUUUAUUGAUAAAGGAGGCGAGCCCGUUUGUGUUGCAAAGACGUGAAGGGGGUGGGGGGGGAGGGUGUUGCGUGUGGAUGGGUGGUGGAUGGGGCAGAGGGUAACCUUUGUAAGUGUGUAUGCACCAGCUGAAAAUGAUAUGAAAGUCAAGAGGGAUUUUUGUGUGUGAUGAUCUAGUUUUUGCUUUCCGUGGUUUACCUGAAGUGGCCAUCGUAGGUGGGGACUGGAAUUGUGUGAUCAGGAGAGCGGAUGUGGAACCACGAGGGGCGGGGCAUAUGUUGACAGCAUUACGCAAUCUUUUGGUGGACGUUCAGUUGAGGGAUGUGGUAGGUGGGGGAGCGUGGGAGGUGGAGCAUACUUUCGUGAGGCGAGGUUACGCAGCUAGGUUAGACAGGUUGUAUAUAUCUCAUAAGGUAUUGUCAACGUCUGUCCGUACUAUUGAACUAGCUUUUUCAGAUCAUAGGGCGGUUGUCGCAGAAGUAGAGUGGGAUUCUCUAGCUUGUAUCUCUAGGGGAUAUUGGAAAUUAAAUACGAGUCUGUUGGAAGAUGAGGAGGGGUUGGGGGGUUUUACGGAGCUGUGGGAGAGAUUAACUGAGGAGGUACAAGGUGUGGAGGACGUGGUGACGUGGUGGGAUGGUGUGGCUAAGGACCGGAUUCGGCAUUAUUAUGUGAG